GGAACGGCAGCGGGAGAGAACUAGCCGCUCCCCUUUCGCUGGUUCUCUCCACUUCAGGCCACGGCAGGUUAUGCCGGUGAAGUAGGGCACUGUUCCAAAAUGGACAUGCGUUGUGUUUUACUCAGCAGCUGGGAUCUUUCAGCUCCAUAAGCCAUGCCUCACGAGUAAAAUCACUUUUUUUUUUUUUUUUUUUUUUUUUUGCUUGAAGCAAUAAAAAAGAAAAAACAGAAACUCCUACAUGCCUCCUCAUGUAGAACUCCUUCAGCUCGUCCUUCUGGAGUGACAUCCCCCUCAUCCAGACAGGGUCUGCCUCGUCCUCUCGCUGUUUGCUCCUCCACCCACCGCCCUACAAUAACUACCCAUCACCAUGCUGCUCUGCCUGAGAAUGACCAACACCUGAGCUCCCAUGCGUCCAGUAAGCACCGAUUCAGACGGUUCCGUUCCUCCUGAGAACCUCUCUUGCCCCUACCCUCUCGCAGGGCCCCUGCCUGCCUCAGAGAUGUCCCUUCUCCAGUCGCUAGGGCCAGUGCAAAGCUGGCUCGGCCAGGAGCUUGAGAAGUGUGGGAUUGAUGCCAUGAUUUACACCCGCUAUGUUCUCAGCCUUCUCCUGCACGACAGCUACGACUACGACCUGCAGGACCAGGAAAAUGACAUCUUCCUGGGAUGGGAGAAGGGAGCUGGGAAGAAAUGGGGCAAGAGCAAGAAGAAAGGAGGGACUGACCUGAGUCUAGAGGAAAUGAAGAAGCAAGCUGCAGUGCAAUGCCUCCGUUCUGCAUCUGAUGAAAACUCUGAAAUUGAGAGCCUGGUUGAGGAGCUUUGCUCCAAACUUAAGGACAUCCAGAACAAACAGAAAGAAGAAAAGUGCAUUCAAAAGAAAUCAGAUGGCUCUCAAUCACCAGAGCGAGCUGAUUCUCCCUCUUCAAAGGAUCAGGUGGAAAUGUAUUAUGAAGCCUUUCCUCCUUUGUCAGAGAAACCUGUUUGUCUCCAAGAGAUCAUGACGGUGUGGAACAAAGCAAAGGCCUGCGCUUACUCCAGUUCAUCAUCCUCUGCAGCCCCUCAAACCAGCACAGACACAUCCUCCCCCAAAGACUGCAACAGCGAAGGUGAAGUGACAAAGGAGCCAAACAUUGAGGCGUUCAGCACCAUCACCUCUGUGACCAGCGACAGAGGCCAGCAACGACAAAGCAAGAAGGAGAAAGAAAACAGAUACCACAGUGGUGCAGCUGCAGAGGAGAAAUCUACUGGUCACUUAAAGAGACAGACUAGGCACAGGUCUGAGGGCAAAUAUCGACCCAGAUCCUGGUCUUCUGGCUCUAGCGAGGCAGGCUCGAGUUCAAGUGGGAACCAGGGUGACUCCAAGUCAUCCAGAAGCAAAACAGUUAGAAUAAGGCACAAAUCCAGGGAGGCUGCCAAAACUAAGAGAACACGCAACAGUGGGCAGGUAAAGCUGCAGAUGAAGCGUAUCGAUAAAGAGGAGAAAAGAAUUGCAGGGGUGAGUGGGAGCAGCACAACUGGCAAUGCUGCCAAACUACCACAGCUUUACAAAAAGGGGAAACGACCGCUGAAGGAGAUUCGCAAAGAGCCAGGCUGGGCAGAAACAAAAGAGUCCAGAGUUGAGGGCAGAAACAAAGAGUACAUGGAGGAGCCGCUUUGGUACACUGAGCCUAUCACAGAGUACCUUAUACCUUUCAGCAGCUGUCAAAGCAAACUUGAAACAAAAUAUCGAAGCAAAGUUGGCUCUCCGGAUGACUUUGGUUUGACAGCAGAUGUGGAGGGGCUGCCAGAAAAAAUCCAGGGAAUCUGUAUUGCCAAUGAGAACUACCAGAAAGCCUAUUUAGCGGCAGGCUCGUUUGUGGAUGGGCACUUUGUGGAAGGUCCCAGCGAAGUAGACGAAGAAACUGCAGACCUCACUGGAACUUCAGCCUGUCCUCAGCCAGAGGAUAGUAGAGAUUUAGAUGACAAGCAUCUGUCCGAAUUCACUCACUUCUAUGAAGUUGAUAUUUAUCAAUCCAUAUUGGAUACUAGUGCCUCAGAUGCGAUACAGGAGAGUCGGAUCUUAAGCAUGAUUCGACAGAAAAGCAAAGAGCAAGGAGACAAUGAGGCAGAAUGUUGUUUAGUGUUAGAUGGCCUUGAGCAGCAAGGGGAAAGUGCAAUACGGGCUGACUCGCAGGAAGCUUCUGGAUCUAUUGGAUUCUUAAUGGAGGAUCUUGAAAACAUGGUUCAGAUGUGGGGAUGUUAUUCACCAUCCACCUCUGAAGAUAUAGAUGGAGAAAGCUUCAUAGCAGACUCUCCCGUUCAGCUUUCACCUCUUCUGGAUAGUGUUUCAUUGACCCUUAGCAAGCUACCUAGAAAUCAGGAAGAGCCAUCAGCUCUUGAAGCUACCAGUGAGCCAUCUGGUUUGAACUCAUCCUGCUUCUCCAUUUUCGAGUUGCAGUAUGAAAGCCCAACUUUUCCCUUACCCCGCGACUCACUCACCUUUGGUCAUGAAAAUAACACAGACUCUAGUAACUGUCUCGACCCACAUUCAAAUAAACAGUCACGUUUGCUAAUAUGGACCAAAAAUAGUGCCUUUGAUGAAACUGAACACUGUUCCAAUCUAUCAACACGAACUUGCAGCCCGUGGUCGCAUUCGGAGGAGACUCGAUCGGACAAUGAGCUGGGAAAUGCACCAGCGGAGGAUGCUGCUCAAAUUGGCAACGAGGAGACCGAUUCUGUUAUUCCUCCUCUCUCUGGUACAUAUCUAGAAGAUGAAAUCCUAGAGUUUUUACAAGAGGACUCUGGCAAACAGUCUGAAAUGGUCAGUGCUAGCACAGUGUCCAGUCAGACCUUUACCAAAAAAUCUAAAUUGGAGUCUGUCUGUGGCAUAGCACUGGAAGAGGAUGAGAGUAAACAGUACAGCACUGGCAUAUUUUCUGACAACACAAACCAACAAAGUGAUGAUUACAGCUCAGGGAUAAUAAAAGACAUUUGGACUGCAAUUGGAGAUGGUAAUUCUGCUAUGUCUAGGCACGAAGCAGAAACAACAAACAAGGGGCUUUUUUCAGAUGAGCCAGGCUCUUUUUGUUGCAAUUGUCUAGAGGUCCAGACAAAAGGAGUUCCUAUUCAGGAACCCCAGAAAAAAGCAGUGCAGCGUUCUGAGUAUCACCUCUGGGAAGGCAAGAAGGAAGAACAGGAAAUAGCCAAAAACAAACUCUCCAAGGUCAAUGCUGCAGGGGAUUACAUGACUCCGUCCAAGCCCUGGGACUUGAGCUCUGACAAGGACAGUACAUCGUUCAUUCUUGGAGGGGUGUAUGGAGAGUUGAAAACACUAAGUGGUGAUAAGAACUGGGCUGUUGUGCCACCAGGUGAUACCCACAAUAGUUUGCUACAAUGUGCUGCUGCAGCUGCCUCUGUGUCUAGCUCAGACAUGCUUACCAUCACUGGCAAAGACGUGUUCAUGAACCCUGGCAGCUGCAUUGCCCCUGGACACAGGCCCCUGUGGAGGCCCCUCGUGUCCUUCGGGCAGAGUGACCAGGCCAACAGAGGAGGUGGAGAUGGACUGAAUAAGGGAUUUUCUUUGAUCUUCCAUGAAGAUUUGCUUGGAUCUUGCGGAGGCUGGCACAGUGAGGAGCAAAGUUUAAAAUAUCCGUUUGCAUCCUUUAACCUGAACAAUCCCUUCUCUCAAGUCCUCCAUGUAGAGUGUUCGUUUGAGCCUGAGGACAUGACUUCUUUCAGUCCAGGAUUCAAGCCCAAGUCCAUUCUUUGCUCAGACUCUGAGAGUGAGGCCUUCCACUCACGAUUAUAUGGCUUCAACCGGACACAGUAUAGGGCCAUUCGCAUUUCCCCUAGGACUCAUUUCCGACCAAUAUCAGCCUCAGAGUUGUCUCCUGGUGGAGUUAGUGAUUCGGAGGCUGAGACCGACAAAGAGGAGAUGAGUUUUUCUACGGCAGCACCAGCGGACGUCUUUGAUGAUCCUCAGGCUGAUCUAAAACCUCUGGAGGAGGAUGCAGAAUGUGAAGGCCCUUAUUACGGGAAGUCAGAACUGGAAUCGGGUAAAUUUUUACCCAGAUUAAAGAAGUCUGGCAUGGAGAAGAGUGCCCAGACUUCUUUGGAUUCACAGGAGGGUUCCAACACCCUCCUGCCGAUCCCUGAGCAAAAGAGUUGCUUAAACUGCGAAACGGCAACGGCCGCAUCAAGUGCAGGUGAACACACUGAUGUUGGCAAAACUCAAGAAGAGGAAACUUCAGGAGAAAAACAGUCUUGUUUAUGUUCACCAGCAGGUCAGAUCCCAAAGUAUGGGAUUGCUUAUGACUAUGUUGGUGAUAUGCCAGAGUUUCCUCUGUUAAAUCUAAGUGGGCAGGGAGGAACGGGCAACCAGCAGGAUGAGUGCUGGUGGCAGAAUGCAGUUUGUUCCCCCCUUUUUCCUGGAUCUCAGUGCACAGGAAACAGCAACAUUUGAAGUCUCCAAUUUUGCCGAGGACUCCUGUCACAGAGAGGAAACCUUCCCCUGCUCUUGAGACUGGACCUCUACCAGCAAAGAUUCAGGGUCAUCUCAGAGCUGACAAACCUUAACGUAGGCUAAUUUUCUGAGAAGCCUGUCCAAAACCUCAACACCACCCCUAUUGGUUUUUCAUUUACUAACUUCAAAACAACCUCGUGUAAUCAACAAUCAGAUCGGCAAAAGAAGUGAAAGUAGAAAUACGUAAAAAAAUCAACAAGAAAAAAAACAUGUUCUGUCUUUGGGUGAUGCCAUGAGUCUUGUGCUCCGGUCCUUUUCAAGACUCAGUUAGCUUGUAGAGACGAUAUUUCAUUCUAUUCUGUCAGUUUUUGUUCCCACCAUUUUGAGUUUGAACCAAGAUUGUGGUGGUUGGUGGUGUCCGAAUGGUUGUGCAUGUGUUCGUCCAGCCGCUCACGCCUCUUUUCUAGCUAAACCUAAUGUGUGAAACGACUGCUAUCACAUCCUCUACCUGGCCAUCUUCAGUUCAAAGACAGUGCAAGGAUGUAGAGUUUUGAGUUUUUGAACAAUUCAAGAGUUUAAUUAAAAUAGUUUGGAUGAUUUUCUGAAUGUGAAACUGAGAACGUGUGCAGCUUUCUUCUAAAUAUCCGCAACUUCCCUGUGUGUGACAAGUUUGUCUUUUUUUUUUUUUGAAUGGUGAAAGUCUUUCUAAAGCCUAG
Messenger RNA from Nematolebias whitei (Rio pearlfish), 5154 nucleotides. Its product is annotated as KIAA0232 ortholog. The coding region runs from base 407 to 4438 and encodes 1343 amino acids. NCBI's taxonomy places the organism in Eukaryota, Metazoa, Chordata, Actinopteri, Cyprinodontiformes, Rivulidae. The transcript has 8 exons. The record is from RefSeq and is a predicted model, not a curated record.